CACACACGCACACGCAUACAACAGGGAAUGCUCCACUGCCUGGAAAAUCAUCGAGUGUAACCGAAUAGGCAAACGAAAAUAAAAUAAAAAAAACUUUCGGGUCGGCAAUAAACACAAAGGAUCACAAAAUGAAUUCAAUUAUUUCAAAAGGCUAACAAUAACGAUAAACCAUCUAUCUACGUGUUUGUGUGAGUUUUUAUUUUAUUUCUACAUCGGAAUAAAAAAAAAAGAAGAAGAGAACCAGUGAUCGAAUUGAAUUUUCGAAUUAAUAGUGCUGACUCUGUAACAUUCUGCGUUCGAAUGUUGCCACCCACUAGAUGGAUUUUAAAAAUUUGGUGAUGCGUAUGCGAUGGAUCUAAAAUCAGGAACCUAUCUCACGGCACCAAAUAUUAAGAAUGUUAGCUGCACUCAUGAACGUUACACGCAUCCACUUUACUACUACAUUGGUCCAUUAGAUGUAAUUCAAGCCUUGAUAAUAUUCUUGCUAACGAUCGGAAUUAUCGGAGCGAACUUGAUGUUAAUUUUUGUGAUAAAUCAUCGCCGUUACUCACCGUACAUCGACCCACAGCCGCGAUACCUGUUGACGUCAUUAGCAUUAAAUGACUUUGCCAUCGGGAUAUUAAUCACACCAUUGGGCAUUUUACCGGCACUUUUUCACUGUUGGCCAUAUGGUGAGAUAUUCUGUCAAAUACAGGCAUUAUUACGCGGUGCGCUAUGCCAACAAAGUGCGGUAAUCUUGAUAUGUAUGGCCGUUGACAGAUACAUGUGUGCAUUGCACGCGGAAAAAUAUCAAAUGCAUUCGAGUAAGAAGGGCUGUGUGGCGCUAUUAAGCUUAACAUGGACGUUAUGCUUGACGGUUUUUGGAUUCUUGGUAUUGCCCAAAGGAUAUUACUUCAAUGAAACCGGUCUGCUGAUAUGUGAACCAUUCUACAGUAAACCAUCGUAUCGAAUAUUGGCCACAUGCUCUCUGUAUUUUCCCACCACAAUGAUUCUAAUGUAUUGCUAUGGUUCAAGUUUUCAUGCAAGCCGAUUGCGAUUGGUGAUUGCCACACCGUCAGCAAUGAUGCAACAAACGCGAUCGAUUGCUAUGUCUCAAACGGAAACCGUUACACGGCCCAUUGCGGUUGCCGGAAACACAAUAUUACCAUCACCAACCGAAAAGAAUGUGGAUCUACAGGAAAGACGAAUAAGUGGCUCAGUAUCACGUACCAUGGCUGCAAUGUCAUUAGGAUUUAUUGUGAUGGUUACACCUUGGUCGAUUCAAGAAGUGGUUGCCGCAUGCACUGGAUCCAAGCUGCCACCAUUUCUCGAAUUUUUAGUUACAUGGACUGCCAUAAGCAAUUCAUUUUGGAAUCCAUUUUUAUAUUGGCUGUUGAAUGCACAUUUUAGACGUUUGACUAAGGAGCUUCUGGUAUUAAGGUGCUGUUUGCGCGGUGACACCACGUCCGAGCAAAAAUUGCGAUGCUGUAGUGUUAGCUCGGAAUGCAAUUUAAAUGGUUUGGCACCGGCGGGACCGUCACGACCCGUAUCAUCGUUAAUACCACCUCAAACCGAUUACGAUACACUCUCCGAAAAGUAUUGGGGCGAAAUUUUAGAGCGAACCGUCAGCUCGAGUAGUUUACAAACAUUACGAUCGGCCCAACAACGCACAUAUAACAUUGUUAGUGAGCAUCCGUUCUCGUCGACGAUGCAAUCGGCACAAAAGCAAAUCGCUGCAAAUGGGCAGCAGCAUCAAUUGCAUUGUUUAAAAUCGAGCGGUAUUGAAUUAAAUUAUCGACAUCCAUCGAUGCAAACAACAAACACAUCAACCAAACAAACGCACUUCAAUCAUCAUCCCGUGCGAUUUGAAAACGAUACAAAGAUAACGACGGUGACGGCAACAAUGGCCACAGCGGCAACGACGCCGUCAACGAUGACAACGCAUUUAUCGAGCUUUUCGACAUCGGAACCGCACCUCUGUGAACAAUUUGUACAUGACAUCAAUUGUGCAAAGAAUAAAAACGCAUAUUUGAAUCAAGCGCACAACGGGCAACCGGAUAAUUAAAAUGCGUUCUAUGUCUUUGAUGCGACAGAAAAACAAAAUUUGUAUGUAUACCAAUCACAGGGCCACAAAAGAACACAAAUCAAAGUGCGACCAAUUUCGAGUCAUGUCACCUUCGGUCAUUCUUUCCUUUUGGCACAGUUGGUUUAAUGGGAGUUUAGAAUUUAAAACUGUAUGACACGAUGAAACUGAAAUGAAAUUUAACUGCUGCUCGGACUCAACGGCACACAUUAAUCUAACAUUCUGUAAAUUUAUGAUCGGAGUUCAGUGCAUUUACUCAGACACAUGAAAAAACAACGCACAAAAUUUGUUUCAUUUUUGCUCUCCGUGCAGGACAAUCAAUUGACCCCAAAACAGAAGAAAAAAAAUAUGAACAUCACAACAUCUCUCGUUGGUCAACUCUUUUUUAAGGUGAAAAAAAAAACAAAACAAAAAUUCAUGGAGAAAAAUGAAUCAACUCGAGCAGACAGUGCAGAUACAAUAAAUAUAAGCUCAACAACUAAACAAGAACUGUGGACAUGUGAAAGAGAAGAACUUUGUGAAAAUGUGAAUUUAGCGAAAACAUUGUCGAAAUAGCACACUGAACUGUUGCCAUUGCUACAUGUGGCUCAAAAAAUGUGAAUUGAGUGAUGGUUUUUGUUUUUUUAGUUUUGUAUCAAAGUUCAUGCAAAAUUCGAUUCUCACAUUGAUUAGGUUUUUUUUUUAAAUAGAAAUUUGAAAAACUCCGUUGACAAUCGACGACGGCAACACAUUUUUAUACACAACCUAACAAAUCAAAAGCUAUCGAUAGCGAGAUAGCGAGGCACAUCUUUUUUUCCUGUUUCGUUCAAAACGACAGUCAAUCUCGGCUCGAUUCGACAAAGUACAAACAAAAAAGAGCAACAACAAAUGGUGACAUUUGCGUAUUUAAAAUGGAACAAAAUGAAAAAAAAUGUAGAAGAAAACCCGUAACUCUCCUCUUCAUUAAUUCGAUCAACAGCAUAUAAAUAACACUUCAAUUGACGUUUAGCUGACUUAAGUGACAUUAUUCGACUUUAUUGCACCACGAUAAAUAAUCAUGAAUAAUGGCAGCGACAUUCGCGAAUUAUUAUUGAUUUUUGAACUGAACUCACAUUUCCAAACAAAUAACAACUCAAAUCAAGGGGGAAACUACUACUACCGCGUAAUUCAUAUUAAUAAAAUCUAGUACAACACAAAUUCUGAA
This is a messenger RNA of Sitodiplosis mosellana (orange wheat blossom midge), 3245 nucleotides long. RefSeq names its product 5-hydroxytryptamine receptor 1D. Gene Ontology annotation, molecular function: corazonin receptor activity. The record is from RefSeq and is a predicted model, not a curated record. Lineage: Eukaryota; Metazoa; Arthropoda; Insecta; Diptera; Cecidomyiidae. Gene Ontology annotation, biological process: neuropeptide signaling pathway. The coding region runs from base 350 to 2044 and encodes 564 amino acids. The transcript has 11 exons. Gene Ontology annotation, cellular component: membrane.